GUGCAUACAAUAAGCUGUGCUGAAAUGUGACAGCAAUGCAGUUGACGUUACAGGUGUGUCCAAAUCGCCGUUUGUUUUUACUUUUUUUAAUGUUUAGCAACAUAAUUAUAAUGUAACAAACACUUUAAUAAAUAUUAUUCCCCCAAUAGUCCUCCUCCCAUGAGAAAUCGUUGGCUUUGGGCGUGACAGAACACGUACGAAAGAGAUAGAGGGCGCCACUGGCACUCGCUGUGUCCCAGCCUGCCAAAGCUCCGUGCUGAAACCACGCGGUUUCCCAUCGCUUGUUAUUCAUCUAGCGUUUGCGGCCAAUGAAGCUAGCAGCCGAGGCUUAGAAAAACAAAUAUUGUAAAUAAAUUCAUUUUCCUUAACAAAUCCACCUAAAUUGUGACCAAAAACCUUUAAAGCAUUAAAAUGACUGAAGAGGUUAACCCGAAGGCAUACCCUCUGGCCGAACAGGCCCUCACCAGCAAGAUCAUGACGCUGAUCCAGCAGGCGGUCAACUACAAGCAGCUGCGUCGCGGCGCUAACGAAGCCACCAAGACGCUGAACCGUGGGCUGUCGGAGUUCAUCGUGAUGGCGGCGGAUGCGGAGCCGAUCGAAAUCAUUCUGCAUCUUCCGCUGCUGUGCGAGGACAAGAACGUGCCGUACGUGUUUGUGCGCUCCAAGCAGGCGCUGGGCCGUGCGUGCGGAGUGUCGCGUCCGAUCGUCGCCUGCUCCGUCACGAUCGACGAAGGUUCGCAGCUGAAAUCUCAGAUUGUAUCAAUCCAGCAGGAGAUCGAGCGUCUGCUCGUUUAAGGUUAGGGUCCUUUCGGAGGGGACAAAGUACAAAGGAGAGUGUAUUACCGAACGCAUUUUAUUCGAUUGUGAGGGAAAUGUAUUCCAAAGUGGAAGGAGAGAGAGCGGAUAAUCUAUGAAACUAAGGAUUUACGGAGAUGAUCCGUAAAACACACACAAAA
Anopheles gambiae (African malaria mosquito) is the source of this 956-nucleotide messenger RNA. RefSeq names its product NHP2-like protein 1 homolog (gene hoip). Bases 412 to 795 code for a protein of 127 amino acids. Gene Ontology annotation, cellular component: box C/D methylation guide snoRNP complex; small-subunit processome; nucleolus. NCBI's taxonomy places the organism in Eukaryota, Metazoa, Arthropoda, Insecta, Diptera, Culicidae. Gene Ontology annotation, molecular function: RNA binding. The transcript has 2 exons. Gene Ontology annotation, biological process: ribosome biogenesis; mRNA splicing, via spliceosome; maturation of SSU-rRNA. The record is from RefSeq and is a predicted model, not a curated record.